Aspergillus chevalieri is the source of this 720-nucleotide messenger RNA. RefSeq names its product mitochondrial inner membrane protease ATP23 (gene ATP23). The transcript is spliced from 3 exons. Gene Ontology annotation, molecular function: metalloendopeptidase activity. NCBI's taxonomy places the organism in Eukaryota, Fungi, Ascomycota, Eurotiomycetes, Eurotiales, Aspergillaceae. The record is from RefSeq and is a predicted model, not a curated record. Gene Ontology annotation, biological process: mitochondrial proton-transporting ATP synthase complex assembly; mitochondrial protein processing. Gene Ontology annotation, cellular component: extrinsic component of mitochondrial inner membrane. The coding region runs from base 1 to 720 and encodes 239 amino acids.
AUGACAGACCCUUCGCAGUCGUCUGCUCCAGCUUCACAUCCGGAGCGCAGUGCAGAUAAUGGUUAUAUUCCCGGAGAUGAUACCUGGACACAAUGGCGCAAUAUCUUUUCGGUCUUAACGGGCAAGAUGACAGACGAAGGAAAGGAACAAUUCCGUGUUGCGCGAGAUAUCCGGAAUGAAACUGCUGAUUGCAAUCGUUGCGAGGAGCAGCGCAACUUUCUUCUACAAUACAGUCCCGUCAUUCGCUAUUUGAGCGACAAUAUCCGACAACUCGGAGGCGACCUUCACAAUCACAACAUCUAUUGCCGUCGAUGCACAAACAGGAAGGCGGGUGGUUUCGAUCCUGAAUACGGUAUUCUGAUAUGUGCAAAUGAAAUGAAGGACCAGGGGCAUCUGGAGGAUACAAUGGCACAUGAAAUGGUGCAUGCCUAUGAUCACUUAAGAUUCAAAGUCGACUGGACCGACAACCUGAGGCAUGCAGCUUGCACAGAGAUUCGAGCCAGUUCGCUUAGCGGCGAAUGCAGAUGGGCGCGAGAGUUUUUCAGGCGAGGCCAGUGGAAAUUCACACAACAACAUCAAGAAUGCGUUCGGAGAAGAGCUGUUCUAUCCGUGAGGGCAAGACCUAGUUGCAAAGACGAAGCCCAUGCGCAAAAAGUUGUCAAUGAAGUUUGGGAUAGUUGCUUCAGAGACACACGACCCUUCGAUGAAAUCUAUCGGUGA